Alosa sapidissima (American shad) is the source of this 1761-nucleotide messenger RNA. It is a transcript of the gene tubd1, whose product is annotated as tubulin, delta 1. Gene Ontology annotation, cellular component: microtubule; cytoplasm. The transcript has 8 exons. NCBI's taxonomy places the organism in Eukaryota, Metazoa, Chordata, Actinopteri, Clupeiformes, Clupeidae. Gene Ontology annotation, molecular function: GTP binding; structural constituent of cytoskeleton. The coding region runs from base 188 to 1519 and encodes 443 amino acids. The record is from RefSeq and is a predicted model, not a curated record. Gene Ontology annotation, biological process: microtubule cytoskeleton organization; mitotic cell cycle.
GUGACUGGUAACAUUUUGUUGACGGCGGGUGUUCGAAUCCAGUAACAUAAGGAAAGAGAUAAUGAGAGGAAAAUAUGUUUUCACACUGUUUAUCUUGGAAUGUUUUUAAGUCGUUAAUUUCUUAAAUGGCACGUUGCGUGACGGUUGUCUGUUUACUUACGUUUGGCGUUGACCAACCUAAACGGCAAUGUCUGUGGUGACAGUGCAGUUGGGACAGUGUGGAAAUCAAGUUGGCCAGGAGUUCUUCAGUGUCCUUUGCAAUGAUUCCAAUAAUGCCAAAGAUAAACUGUACAAGGAUUGCGGUCAUGAGCGGUUCUUUAGAGAGGGGCCCUCAAAAGACCUCACAGCCCGUGCGAUACUUAUUGACAUGGAGCCUAAAGUGAUUUGUCAGACCAUUGCUAAAGCAGCCAAAUAUGGGAAGUGGAGAUAUGGAGACAAUGCACACUUCUGUCAGAAACAGGGCUCUGGAAACAAUUGGGCAAAUGGGUUUUCUUUGCAUGGGCCAAAACAUAAAGAAGUUGUCCAAGAUCUUGUGCGCAAAGAAGUGGAGCAGUGUGACCGCCUGUCGGGCAUUCUCACCAUGAUGAGCUUGGCAGGAGGCACGGGGUCUGGCAUGGGAACCUACAUCACCCAGUGCCUACGGGACAUGUACCCCCAUACUUCCAUUCUCAAUCAUGUCACUUGGCCUUAUAACACUGGGGAGGUGAUAGUCCAAAAUUACAACUCAGUUCUCACACUGUCUCAUCUGUACCAGUUCUCUGAUGCUAUUCUGGUGCAUGAAAAUGACACAGUGCAUAAAAUCUGUGCUCAGCUCAUGAAUAUCAAACACAUCUCCUUCAAUGACGUUAACAAAGUCAUCACCCACCAUCUGGGUAGUGUGCUGCAACCUGUAUACACUGCCAGCUCCUCACGUUACAGUAGGAAUCCCAUUGGUGAAUUCAUGAGUUCACUGGUGAAUCAUCCAGAAUACAAAUUGUUGAGCCUCCAAAACAUCCCCCAAAUGUCUAGUACAUCUCUGGCUUACAGUGUGUUCAACUGGCCUGGCCUGCUCAAACAUCUGCGCCAGAUGCUUAUUGCUAAUGCCAGGAUGGAGGAAGGUAUUGACUGGACCGUGAGAGCACCAUCUGUGAGCAGGUCUGACAGAGGAAGGCCCACUAGGGAGCUGGGCUUCAACAGAUCUUUGGCAAACCUCCUAAUAUUACGAGGAAAAGAUGUGGCAAGUGCUGAAAUAGGUGGUUUUAAAGAUCCAGCACUUUAUGUACCCUGGCUGCCAGUUGAAAGUGCCUUCAGCUCUUGGAGUUCUGCUGUUCCCUUCAAUGGUUAUGAGAAGUCAGCAACCCUGGUCAGCAAUAGCCAGUCCUUACUGGGGCCCUUGAACAGCAUGGUGGGGAAGGCAUGGAACAUGUUUGCUUCCAGAGCCUACAUCCACCAGUACAUGAAAUUUGGUAUCUCAGAGGAGGACUUCCUGGACAGUUUCACAGUUUUGGAGCAGGUCAUCUCCAGUUACUCACAGCUCUGAGAAACACACUCAGCAGGUUUGGGGAAAUUGGCAGUCAUACUUUGUUAUAUGUUGUUUCCGUCUACAUCACAGAAAAACUUUUAACGACUACUUUGGCUUAAGAGUAUAAUGAGAUGUGUGUAAUAUUUAUGUUAGAUGUGCAAGCCCAUGGAAUGAGUUUCUUUAAUGUAUGAUUAAUUUAUAUAUCUCAAUGUAAGUUUUGCCACGUUUGUUUGUCUGAAGAAAUAAAAAGCUAUAUUAUA